Molecule: messenger RNA, 6776 nt
Organism: Sipha flava (yellow sugarcane aphid)
Lineage: Eukaryota; Metazoa; Arthropoda; Insecta; Hemiptera; Aphididae
Product: protein piccolo-like
Exons: 11
Coding region: 906-6566 (1886 amino acids)
Biological process (GO): negative regulation of transcription by RNA polymerase II
Cellular component (GO): nucleus
Molecular function (GO): protein binding; transcription corepressor activity
Source: RefSeq, a predicted model, not a curated record
ACGUCAGUCGAGUGGAGUGGAUCGCGUCGAGUGGAUCGACGUUGUCGUUCGCGUGCCACACACACAUACACACAAACACACACACAAACACACACACACAUACACACUCACCACUCACUCACACACGUACACUCGCAUACGUACACCACUUGUGUGCCCGAAAAGCCGCCACCCGUCGUAAGUGAACGCUCGCACGCCGAUCGCGUUACGAUUAAUAUUUUGUUUCUUCUGCUGGCCGUUGUUUCCGUCGUCUAACUGCUCGCGCGAGUGUCUUCCGUCGGUCGUGUGCGUGUGCAGUGUACGCGAAAGAAAAUAUCGUAUAAAUCGUGUUUCGUCCGCGUGUUCUUCCGUCGCGCGUUCGUGUGGUGCUGCCGUUCUCCUCCGCCCGGCCGAUACCCGCGUGUGCCCGUCCGUCCUUUGUGCGCCGUGUACGUGAAUCCAAGCGCACACCCGUACGCUCGUCCGCCCAUAUUCUUGCAGUGCGUAAUCGCGCGCGCGUACAAUUUUCUUUUGGUUUCUUUCGGUUAUACAUCGGUUCAUACCGUUCGCGCCCGGUGUACCGCGGUUGUGUUCGCGCGUGGUCUCCGAAGAGUGUGGUUCGCGUACAUAAAUUACCAACCGCCUCUCGUUAUUCGUCUCGUCGAUGUUGAUCGAAAAUCUCGCAGCCCGAAAACUUUUUCCGAUCUGAUUGGGGACCUCAACUCAACUCGCUUUUUGUUACGUGAAGCGUAUUUAAAAAUUUAUCCAUCUACAUGGGUACUGUGAGAGCAGCACUGCAUCAAAGUUAAUCCAAGCAAAAAAACAGUUGAACAUUAAAAAUGGCCAUGAAGACAGAUGAAAAUUUUGAAGUACAUUCUUCAAUCGCCACGCGGUCUAUUUCCAUUGCGUUCAGCUGAAGUAAUAUUAUGGACUCGGGAUUUAGCAAUAUGUUGGAAAACACGAGGAAAUAUUUCCAAGGGAUCCCAAGCGAUGCUGCCGCUGCGGCCGCUGCCGCCCAACUGCACUUUGCCCCGCCACUGCCCCCUUCGCACCACCUACUUCACAACGGUGGCGGGGGCGGUCGGACACCAAUGAGUACGUCGUCGUCGUCGUCGUCGACCGAAUCGUCUUCGGCAUCGAGCACCGAUCGUUUCGCCGGUUACCACCAUCCGCAUCUACAGCGGUACAACUAUCAGCCGUACACGUCGCCCGGACAUUACCCGCGUACCGCCGUUGACCCUAAGCCCGCGGCGUUCCAGCACCACCACUUCCAGCCGCCGUCGCUGCAGCAGUACCACCACCAUCAGCUGCCGCCUUCGUCGUCGUCGUCGUCGUCGUCGUCGUCAUCAUCGUCGUCUUCGCCGUACAAAUUGCCUUUCCCGCUGCAACAGCCGCCACCGCCGCCGCCGCCGUCGUCGUCGUCGACCGUCAAACAGCAGCAACCGCCACCGCUGGCCCAGUCGCCGUUCAAACCGUCGGCCGCCCGCUCAUCACCUCCCGUCGGCAAACAGUACUCACCGACCAAGCCGUCGCCGUACGCCGUGGUGUCCAAACCAUCGCCGUACGCGAUGGUGCCCAAGCCCACUACCACCGCGCCUCCUCCUCAGUCGCCGUUCACCGCGCCCAAGGAACAGCACGCGUCCGGCCUGCAGCAGCCUUCGGUUCCCGAGACACCACCGCCAACUCCGCAUUCUUCGCACUACUACAACAGGACGAAUCACAGUAGUAGCCAGCAGCAGCCCAUCGACAGGGAUUACUUGCGGUUCAAACCAAUCCAGACACCGCCACCACCACCGCCCAAUAGGUUUCAACCGUUAGAAAGACCAAAGUCCGAAGUGCCAAGCGGGGCGACUGGACCGCAGUCGUCGCACUUAGCCAUUAGAUACGAUCCGAAACUCGAGCAACCUCGAAGUGGAGUCAGAGCCGUGCCCAUUGCACAGGCCAAGCAACCGUCCUCGUCCUCCUCGGUUGCAUCGCACGAGAUCAACCGAGUGAUCGUGCAGAAACCCGAACCGCGGUAUCAUCAACAGCAGCAGCAGCAGCAACAACAACAACCACCACCGUCGUCUCAGCAACAGCAGCAGCAGCAUCACCUCAACCAUAGGUCGUCGGACGACCAUCACCACCAAAAACGACCGGCGUCGGUGCAGCCGUCUUACUUGGAAUCCAGACCGUUCCAGAUCAAACCGUAUGACGGCGGUAGCAACAACAGCAGUAACGGCAGCAGCAGCAGCAGCAGCAGCAACAGCAACAGCAACAGCAGCAGCGGCCAGUCAUCGUCUUACCAUAGGCCGUUCGCCGCGGCCCCACCGACUGCGCCUCCGACCUCAUCGCAGUCCAAUCCCGCCGUAGUCGUGGCCGGCAUGGACCACCGGUGGACCGUGUUCGGCCGUCAAGAUGCCCGAACGCCCACGUUCCUGCAACAACCGCCGUCCUCGACGGUGACGGCGGCCGUCAUAAACGGUUACCACCAUCACCGUCAGCCACCGUCCUCAUCAUCGUUACCGGUCGUCGUGUCGCAACACCUGCAACACCAAUCGUCGUCGAUGUCGUCCAGACAACCUCAGCAGCAGCAAAACUAUCCACUCAACUUACACAAGCUCACGAUUCCCGCUCGACCCGCUACGGCUGCCGGCCAGUUGCAACAGGUUAAAGUUGGACAGGAGAAUACGACCAAUACUUCGACCAAGUUGCGUUUCGAGAUGAAACGCGAAUCUCCACUUGACCUGUCAGUGAAAACCGUGUGCCGUUCGGCCGAUUCGACAGACGAUCGGUUGAACCCAUUCGGGCACGACAUACCCAAGGUGAACUUCAAACCGGAUUUCAACGCUUGCCGUGGCUCGUCGACAUCCCUGUCUGCAGCUGGAUCGAUAGCACAACCCGCUCCACCGACCGUCGUAGUGGUCAGUGGACAACCACAACAUAAUACCACGGCUCCCACCUACCAUCAACUACAAGCUCCACCACUGUCACUGCCGCCACCAUCUUCACUGGCACCACCGCCCGCAGUGGUGUCUUCGUUGCAAACGCAACUACCAUUGUCUUCGUCUCCCGCCUUGCCAACUCCGCUUCCACCGGUGGUGCAUCACCAGGGGCCUCCUUUGUUGCAGCUCUCGCCCGCCGACGAAGCUUGGCGUGCAGCCAUCGAUCGUCAGAUUGAGCAAAAAUUUAGCACGUACACCUCAGCGAAGAAACAUCAUCAUCAUCAUCAUCCGCAGCAGCAGCUGCCACCGGUUUUGCAGCAACAGCAAGGACCCGCGCAAGCCGAUAAACGGGUGUUGGAAAUACUGAAGCAGAACAUCGAAGCGCGUGACCAUAGCAGUCGCCCGCAAAUCGCUGAGGCGCCGUCCACACCCGCAAUGGUGUUCUCGACGCCCAUACGGAAGGAGCCGUCGACUACGCCUUUGAAGAAGACCGAUUAUUACAUGACCGAGCGCACGGCCGUCACGCCAUUCCCCAAAAAGAUUGACUAUUACAUGGACCGAGCGUACUGCAGCGCGCCCCGGAUCCGCACCAAAGCUGAGAGAAAACAGGUUUCGACUGAAGGGUCUUCUAGUAGCAUGAGAAUGAGUAGCCCAAUGGCUGCUGCCACGGCCAUUUCGCCUCACCCAUUUUUACCAUCGAAUAAUAGCGUGCCUCAAACCAAACAAGAGCAGAUUCCGCUCACACAAACUGAAUCGGUGGUUGACGUUAAGUUAGAUAUCAAAAGAGAAUCGUCACCUAUUAAAGAUCCGGAACUAUGUUUAUUAAAUAAAGAGGAUGUGGAAAAAGAUGACGACGAAGAGUUCUGGAUGAAUACGUGCAACUCAUUUGUAGUGCAGUUGGCUGAAACCCAAGAAAAGAAAAAGGUUAAAACGCCAAUUAAGAGAAAACUGCCAAAAGAACAACUACCACAACCGCCCAAAAGAAAGUAUACUAAACGAAAAAAAGUAGAACCUAUUUCCGAAUCUGAGCAAGAAAAUAAAGUAAAAGAUUUCAAAGAAGAUGUGUUAAAGAAACCAACAGAAGAAAUUAAAUCUGAAAAGUUUGCUCUUCAAGAAAAAAUUAAUCAUGGUGAUAAGUCAGUUAAAAUAGAAUCGUUGGAUAUGGAUAAAGAAAACAAAACAAAAGAAAAAGAUCAAGAGAAGACGACGGACGAUAAAGAAAAAGAAGACGAUGAAAAGGCAACAUCAAAAGUGAAACCAAAAAGAAAACGAUUAUUCAAGUUAAAAUUUCCAAAGCCAUUACUUGUAACUAAAGUGAAAAAAUUGAAAAAAGAAGAUAAAAAAGAGUUGAAAAUGAAAAAAGAAGAAAAGAAAGAGCUAAAAAAGGGCGAAAAGAAAGAAACAAUCAAGAAAGAUGUAUCACUGCUGAAAACGGAAAAGAAAGAGCUUGCUGCAGCGGCAAAAGAAGAGAAAAAAGGACUAAAAAAAGAAGAAAAACGCGAUCUAAAGAAGGAUCCACAAAACAAAAAAGAUCUCAAUAACAAGAAGGAAAAUAAGAAGACAGACCUUACUAAGAAGAAGAUGGCAGCAGAGAAAGAAAAUGUGACAAAAAACAAUGAAAACACAACGAGACGAUCAGCCGCGGCUGCAGCCGCAGCCGCCAUCAACGAAGUGACCAGUAAAUUCAACCCGAGGCAAUCAUUGAGACGAAAAAACUCGUUGAAAGAUUACUCGUUCGCUUUUGACGAGUUGCUGGAUGACCCGUUCGUUCAUUUCGAGACCGACGAGAUCCCGGUGAAAGCGGCAGCCACUGUGGUCGUUAAGAAGCCCAAAGAAAAAGAUAACAUUGAGUCAAUGCGAAUGAAACUGAGGUCUCGGAGCCGACCGUUAUUGGUCAAACAGGAACCGCUGCUGGCCGCGAAAAAGAAAGCCAAUGCAAAAAACAAAAACAUUCCAAAAAGGCGGCGGAAAAAGUCGUUAGGUGAAAAGUCCGCACACCCGGCCGUUACGACCACGGAUGAUUGGAAGGACGAGCUGUACAAGUUCAAACGGUCACUACGCCUGCCGUCCAAACUCAUAUCAGUGGUGUCACCACCUUCCGCUGUAGGCCCCGAUCAGGUAUCAUUGACAUCCAUCAUGAACAUUCCGCCGCUGUUAAAGCCGGCCAAAGUACCUAAAACAGUAAAGUCGGCGUCUCAGUCACACGCAGCCGUGACAUCUGCCGUAGCCGUCGCUUCAACCUCAGCCGCCGGAAAGAACAAGACGAAGCGGUUAGGUCAUUUGUUCGGACGCCGGGAUGUAUUUAAAGGCCGGCGUCUGUUAAAACGUGAAAAGAUCGUGUCCGCCGAGAAGUUGAUGCAACGUAAUCUGCGCAAAAGGCGACAACAAAAAGACGAGGGAAAGAAAGGGUGUGCCGGCGAUGAGGCCACCGCGGAUAUUCCAGAUGACGAGGAUGUCAACACCGAGGUAGACGAAGAUGAUGACGACGAUGGCAAAAAUGGCAGAAAACCACCUCCCGCCCGUAUGAUGUUUAAACGAAAAUUUAUGCGCAAAAAGUUUCGGUCAGGGUUUGACUACAUCAAAAAGAAGAAGAAGAAGGAACCCGCGUCGGAAAAAAAAUCAGCCACCUCUGUAUCUUCUACCAUCUCCACGCCACCGCCGAAGUGCGCGCCACGUUAUGUGUCCGAAAUUCAAGCCGAUAUCAAAGUAUGGAUAGUGAACAAGGGACACGGCGAAACAGUACUCCACCGAGCUGCCAGAUUAGGAGUCAAAGACGUUGUCGGUUUUUGCAUUGAAAAACUUGAAUACGCGCCUUCGGUGGCUGACAACGCGGGUUACACUCCGCUGCACGAAGCGUGUUCGCAAGGCCAUUAUCAUAUAGCCAAGUUAUUGCUUCAGUUCGGUGCAGACGUAAGCGCUAGCGCCCAAGGAGGCAUAAGACCUUUACACGAAGCCGUAGAAAACGGUGACGUACAUCUAGUACGUCUGUUGCUCGGUUACGGUGCUGACCCGCAUUUGGCCACUUAUUCAGGGCAGUCACCACUGUCCUUGGCCACGGACAAACAGACAAGAAUGCUACUUGAGCAUCAUGUAAAUGACAUACAAGGCUAUGGGAACGCGUCGGUGUGGAAUUUUGACGAAACUACGCUAAACGGUGAACCCGAAGACGUGGACAGGCUGCUAUGGUCCUCACCGCCGCAGUCGUCAGCCGACGACGUGCCGUCGUUCGAGUUCGAGUUCGCCGACCAAUCGUUGCCGGACGUUUACAAGCUGCCUCCCGCGGACGGGAGCAGCGCGGACGCGGCGGUCACUGCGGACGACGAUUGGGUACUGUUCUCGGACGUGUCGUCCGCGCUGUCCGUGAAGACGGCCGACGCGCUGGCCAAGCUGUUGGACGACGAGAACGCGGUGACGGCCGUACCGCUGGACCGGUUCAACAAGUGCGCGGUGCCCAGAAAAACGUUGGGCCGACAACCGGCGGCGCCCAUCGCCAACAACAAGACCACCACCGCCGUCAACAAAACCGCCGUCGCGGAACAGCCGACGGCCAAAGACGAGACCGGUGGCGCUGCGGACGAACCUGCCGAGGAACAAAUACUGUUGGUCCGUUACGAUGACAAACUCAAACAGCUGUUGGGCGUGGACGCGUUCUCCGUAAGUUGACAUCACCGCCGCCGGCAGCAACAGUAGUAGUGUAGUCGCGCGCGCACUGGACGAGUUACCGUGUUAUGUUGUUUAUUAAUUUUUUAUUUUAUUUAACAAUUUUUUUUAAUUUUUUUUUUUUUCUUAUUGCUAAGAGCCGUAGAUUUAAUUGUAUUGCCAUCGACUUAUUGCGUUCGAUUAACGUUUACGCGUUUUUACUUUCUCAUUAAG